GAAGAUAAUCCAGUCUUUGCAUUAGUGUCGAAAUUUACUUAAUUGGAUCAUAACAACUUACAAUCCUUCUUGUAUGAAGACGUGGCUGCAGUUACGUAGAUCAGCAUGUACCGAAUGUGAGCAUGCUGUUUGGGUCUGGGACCGGUUCAUCCAAUCAUUUUAUCCAUGUGGAAUCUGUCACAUGGGAAAAACCUUAGUUCCACGUGUAAUGAAAAUUGGUUUAAAGUUCGAAGAUCGUCACUUCAGUAUGGAAGAAGAAUUAGACCUGGCCUAUUCGCGCGAGAUGUUUAAAAAUUUGAUGAAAAUGCGCGAAAACCUCAGCUAUACCGACGUCAUUUUACGCGUCAAAGGAAAGAUAUUCCACGCUCAUAAAGUUUUAUUGGCUACUUCGAGCCGUUACUUUGAUGCAAUGUUUUCUACCGAGACGAAAGAAAGUACACAAAAUGAGGUGGAACUUAAAGGAGAAGAUUUAACCGUAGAGGCCUUCGAAAUAAUUUUAAAUUUCAUCUACUCCUCGAUUCUCCCGCUUACCGAAGACAAUGUACUAGACGUUUUAGAAGCUGCUGAUCAUUUGCAGAUACUUAGCGUAGUUAAGAAGUGCUCGUCAUUCAUUGGUAAUAACCUCAGUCGAGAUAAAUUCCAAGUGGAAACUCGACUAAAAAUUCACAGAGUCGCCGAUCGGCAUAAUUUGACGGAACUCCGUGAAGAAAGUCUCCAAGCUCUCGCUCUGAAGUUUGGCGAAAUUUGCGAGGAAGAAGGAUUUAUGGAGAACUUUAAGGCGGACGAGCUAGAGCUUCUCCUUCCACGUAACGAUCUAAGUGUUCCCUCAGAAACGUUCCUUUUCACAAGCGUGAUCUCUUGGAUAAAGCACGAUAAAGAGAACCGAUUGCCACUUGCACCAAGACUGCUGAACAAAGUUCGUUUGGCACUUGUCGACAUAAUGGUUGUUUUAUCCGAACUUGAAUCGGAGGAGUUUAAAGACAUCCCUGAGUGUUUUUCGCUCAUGUACAACAGCUUAUCACAGCACGUCCGGCCCUUUUUGUCUUCUCCAUUUGCUCAAGAGAAGGGAAUGCCACGCCUUUCAUCAAAGGCCCUGGUUUCAUUGUCAUGCUUGUCUGAAGUUAAGUACUUUGAUACUGUGUUAAAGUGAUGGCAGCCAUUUCCUGGUCUUGAACUACCAAGCCUUCAAAUCACACCAGCAGCACUGUACACUGGAAAUUACUUGUUCCUCUUUGAUGAGAAAGAUGUGCAUCAACACCAGCUUGAUACUCAUGCUUGGAAAGCAUUACCACCUAUGAGGAAUACACAUUGUGAUUUCCAAGUAUGCUUGCUUGAAGAUUUUCUGUACCUUAUUGGUGGCAGUGAAGUUAAUCACAGUGCAGUUUCCGAGAGAUUUAGCUUCUCAAAGAAAAUAUGGCAGCGCCUUUCCUUCCAUGUAGAUCAAGGCCUCUAUGGCUGUGCCGUGGCUGUGUACAAUGACUGUAUUUAUUCUAUUGGUGGCUCUUGGGCUAAAGGAGGGGCAGAUCAUGGGGUGUUCAGAUUUAAUCCAAUGAAGAAUGAAUGGACAAAGUUGGCGGGAACAGCUUACAGCCACACCCAAGCCUGUGCCUUUGUGGCUGGGGGAAGAUUGUAUGUUGCAGGUGGUAAAACAGACCCACCCAGCAAGCGACAGAGGGGACUUAUACCAUCCAGUCAUGUUGAGGUAUAUGAUGAAGAAAAUAACCAAUGGCAUUCUGUUCCGCAACCUCACAUACCACCUGGUAAUUUUGGAGCUGUGGAGAUUGAGGGCCACAUCUACUUUAUACUUGGAAAUGUUGCGUUUGACAGCGGAAUCAGAAUUGGAGAUGAGGAGGUUUAUCAUGUCAAUAUUGAAGAUUGGAAAGCAAUUUCUCAGCAUGAUACAGAUGCAGUGUUUGUUUACAUGCCUGUGAACAGAACUAAGACUGAUCAAACAAAACAGGAAUUGACAGAAAAUUAUGAGGCUUCAGAUGAGCUUGAGAACAAUUAAUUACAAACCUAAAAAGUAUCUUUUAUAUCUUUGGAGAAUAUUACAAGUUCAUUACUGUAAAAGUGCCCUUAAGGGGAUUCCCAUGGUCAUACAAACAACAGAGUCAGUUGCAGAAUUUUGAAUUCAGUGCAAGUCACAUUAGGAGACUAUUUUAGAGGGGCAUCAUUUAACCAUUGACCAGCCAGGUGCAAUCCCAAUGAUCAUAUGAGUUUAUUUUGACUAAGAUAACAUGGUAGUACCCUGGUUCCCUAGAUAGACACCAGGCUUAGACUUUUUCAAAAAAUUUUAGUAAGCAUUUUGAAAAAUUCUGCAAACAGUGUUUUAAUUAAAAACAUCAUUUGAAAAUAGUGUUGAUAUUUCAGUGCAGUAUAAAUAAAACCCAAAGAAAUGUAAUAAUUGUAAUGAAGUCCCCCACAGCGGCUGCUUUGUGGCGUCACGUAAUACAAAUCUCGUAUUGGAAAGUGUGUCAGUCUUUGGUUUCAUUUUGAUUUAGAAUUUUUUUGCAUUGUGUUUUCUCUUCCAAGUGCAAAAUGAAUCUCAAAACCACAGCGUUUGUCUUGCUUAGUGUCGUGAUUAAAAAUACACAGUCCAUGACUACAUGUGCCUAGUGAUAUGAAAAAUAGUAUCAUCUGCAAUGACUAUAAUGACUUUGAAGGCCAAGUUUUAGAAA
Molecule: messenger RNA, 2678 nt
Organism: Stylophora pistillata
Lineage: Eukaryota; Metazoa; Cnidaria; Anthozoa; Scleractinia; Pocilloporidae
Product: kelch-like protein 23
Molecular function (GO): protein binding
Source: RefSeq, a predicted model, not a curated record